AUGAGUAACAGUUUGGAGGAGCGCUUGAAAAGCCAUGCUUCAUCUUUUGAUGGAUUGUUAUCCCUAAUUCCUGCCAAAUACUAUUAUGAAGACUCCAAUAAGUCUAACGAAAUAAGAGAACAAGGCAAGCAGAAGAAAAAGCCUAUAUCAGAAGUCAGGCAAGAUAAGAAGAAGAAAUUGGACCCUGCCUUCCAUAGUGAAAAUGUCGAAACGGCUACUGUGAAGGAUGUGAUGAGGAACAGAGAGAAGGCUGGAAAGGGAGCUGUUAUACCAGGAAACAAAAAGAUCCAAGUAGACGCUCAGGACACCAGUGAAACAGAUGAAAAGGACAACGAUAACAACCACAAUAUCUUAGAUGCUGAACUUGAGAAAGACAGAGAAGUCCCCGCUCCUUUAAAGACACAAGAACCUGCCACCAUUUUUGACGACGAAGGAAAUGAAAUUAAAAGCAAGGAGAUGUCUUCUGAAGAAAUAGCUCAGCAAAAGGCAAUGAAAGAGAAAAGACUCUCCGAACUGCGUAACAAGCUUACCGCCAAAAUCAACAACAUGAGAGAGAAACGUAAGGCCCCAGGAACUAAUGCAAAGGGGGCCCCAAUGUCACGAGAGCAAAUCUUAGCCGAGAGAAAACGGAAAGACGAACUGAAAAAGAAAAGACAGCAACAGCAAAAGGAAAAAGAGAAAGAGAAGGAAAAAGAAGAGGAUAGCGAUAGUGAUGACGAUGAUGAGGAGAAGAUAGAUGCUGAUGUCAUGUUCAAUAAUAUCAAGUUCACAGAUGGUGAGAAGGUCUCCAGUGAUCUCUCGUCCUUAAGAAAAGUUAAGAAAAAGGGCCCCUCUCAUGGUGACUUUAAGGCUCAUCUUCAACUUCUUGAACGCCAGAAAGAGAAAUUUUCCAAACUUGAUAAAGAGCAACAAGCGCAGAUACAGGAGAAGGCGCGUUGGAAUAAGGCACUGGCUGGUAUUGAAGGUAAGAAAAUAAAAGAUGAUGAGAAACUACUGAAAAAAUCUCUGAAGCGCAAGGAGGUUAAAAAGAGAAAGAGUGAAAAAGAAUGGAAGGAUAGAAAGGAGACAAUUGAAAUUACCCAGAAGGCAAGGCAAGAUAAGAGAGAGGAGAAUCUGAGACUGAGAAAAGAAAAUAAAGGAAAGAAACGGAAAGAUCAAACACGACUCAAGAAGUUUAGUGGUAUUGUAAAGCCAACACGAGCUGGAUUUGAAGGCAAGCAUAAACGGAAGUAG
Komagataella phaffii GS115 is the source of this 1233-nucleotide messenger RNA. RefSeq lists its product as uncharacterized. The transcript has 2 exons. Gene Ontology annotation, biological process: ribosomal large subunit biogenesis; ribosomal small subunit biogenesis. Gene Ontology annotation, cellular component: nucleolus. The coding region runs from base 1 to 1233 and encodes 410 amino acids. NCBI's taxonomy places the organism in Eukaryota, Fungi, Ascomycota, Pichiomycetes, Pichiales, Pichiaceae. The record is from RefSeq and is a predicted model, not a curated record. Gene Ontology annotation, molecular function: DNA binding; RNA binding.